This is a messenger RNA of Ceratosolen solmsi marchali, 1155 nucleotides long. Its product is annotated as alpha-tocopherol transfer protein. Gene Ontology annotation, molecular function: phosphatidylinositol bisphosphate binding. NCBI's taxonomy places the organism in Eukaryota, Metazoa, Arthropoda, Insecta, Hymenoptera, Agaonidae. The record is from RefSeq and is a predicted model, not a curated record. The coding region runs from base 61 to 936 and encodes 291 amino acids. The transcript is spliced from 5 exons. Gene Ontology annotation, cellular component: membrane.
GCCCCGCGAUACUAGAGAGCUCGACGUUAGCUUCCCGCUAUCGCUCAGACGCUCGUCGACAUGACCGAGGAGAGCAGCACCCACCUCUGCGAGCUCACGACCGAGCAGAAAGAAUUCGCGGCUGCGUACCUUAACGAAACCGAGGCACUGAGGCUGCGGCGCAUCCAGGAUGUGCGAACUUGGAUCCUCGAGGACAGCGGGAUCUCGUCCCGAUUAGAUGACUUUUUCAUACUGCGCUUCCUGCGGGGCUGCAAGUUCGACAUCGAGAAGACGAAGCGGAAGCUGAUGAGCUACUAUGUGCAGAGAUCCCUGUCGCCCGAGUGGUUCACUAACCGAGACCCCUUCCUUCCAGAGAUACAGGAGCUGCUGAAUCUGGGAGUCUUUUUGCCCUUGAGAAAGGUGGACGAGGAGGGCAGAAUGGUCAUUAUUAUUCGCACGUGUGUGCACGAUCCCAGAAGACACAAGAUCGCCGACGUUUUCAAGACUGGGAUGAUGGUGUUGGACCUGGCGGCUCGCGAACAUAUAGCCUCCUCUCUCUAUGGAAUUGUAUCCGUACACGACAUGACGGGAGUCCAGUUGAGCCAUGCCCUCCAGAUGACCCCGGGGGUUGUUAAAAAACUCGUGCACACCUGGCAAGGUUAUCCUAAUAGAAUCCGCUCUCUCGAGUACAUCAACGCGCCAGCGCACGUCAACAUCGUCCUUAAUAUUUUUAAGCGCUUCAUGAGCAAGAAGCUCAGACAGAGGAUGCACGUGCACCGAGGUGACGACAAGGCCCUUCUUAAGAAGCUUUCGUCGAGUAUCCUACCUAGUGAACUUGGCGGCACCGAGGAAGACUACGACACACUCAAACGAUAUUGGAAACAGGAGGUAGAAACGCAUAAGCAAUGGUUUAUUGAUGAUGAACAGUAUAAGCUCAAGAAUAAAUCAAAUGAAUAAAAUAUAUAUUUGAGAGGUUCGCUCUGAUCGCAGUGUAAGGGAAGUUUCACGCAUACCGUUAACGAUCUUCUUUUUCUUCGAAGUACUUAUCUACUUGAGAAAAGUUCUUUAUUUAUGUCUGUAGAAACGCAUUAAUGCACUAAUGGAAUCGUCGAUUGUGUAUUUUAUAAUAAAGUUUUAUAAAGUAUAAUAAAAAUUUUAAUUUAAUGAUGAAUAAUA